Molecule: messenger RNA, 773 nt
Organism: Thermothelomyces thermophilus ATCC 42464
Lineage: Eukaryota; Fungi; Ascomycota; Sordariomycetes; Sordariales; Chaetomiaceae
Exons: 2
Coding region: 490-729 (79 amino acids)
Source: RefSeq, a predicted model, not a curated record
CAGGGCAAGAAACAAGAGUGUAUUAUCUCUUCUGCCUCGACGUAUGGAUGGACGAUGAGACGGGGGAAGAGCGAGAGUUGUGAGUCGGGAACACAGCAACUAUAUAGGUGAAAGCCCAUCCAUGCUCGUAGUCGGGAUCUACAUGCGACCUCCGGCGAUGCAAUCCCUAAAGUUCCAGAAGAGCCUGAAGCGUCUGGACCAAAGCUUCCCUUCUCAUCCUGAACGACGUACCUGUUUACGUACCCUGAGCUCGUUGAAAGUCCCCUGGCGCUACUGCUGUGCUGCAGGAGCGAUGUAUGCCCGAUAGCGGCAGCAAACCACCCCCCUCCCCUUUUUCUCUCUAACGCAUCCGUACCAACUUAAACCUGCCGCCGGGUUAUGCGUUUUUGCCCUUGCAUCGAAACACCCGAUCCCUGCGUCAGCGCGCAGAAGAAUGGAAGGAAGAAAAGCUCAGCACAGCGCGCGCCAGGCACUGCAUGGUGGUGAAGAAUGUCCGCCGGCAGUUGCAUGCGUCUGAUUACGCCAGCGGUUUUGGCGGAUGCGCGCCGCCGCGACGCCCCAUAUCAUCAUCAUCAUCACGGCGGCUUGUGCAGAUCGGACGUCCCCGUGACUGCGCGCGCAGCUCGCGUAUUCAUGUCCAAUUCCUCCGGUACGCUCCGUGUUGCCACCGUGACGGAAGCCAUCCAGACGAAAGGAACACCCACGGGUACCCAUAUGGCCCUCGGUUGAGCUUUGCGGGGGGAUUAAAACCAACCACGAGAGGGCCGCAGGAG